UUGAGGACCACGUCGACAUAUUUCACAGAGUUUGUUUUAAAUGAGUUGCAGAUAAGAAUGAAUCGUUUUCUUGUCACGCAGUUGCUGGCGUUCUUGAACAUAUUCUUUUUAAAGACUGCUUCGGGAAUAAGAAAUGUCGAGGACGAUGGAUUCGUUCUCAAAGCGAAUAGUUUUCCAGACGAUGUACGACUGCGCCCACCAAUUGGGAAUGGGCACAUUGCCACUAAUGUGCUCAGUGACACGAUCUAUAUGAAUGGAGUGUUCAAUGGAUACGCUGACGACAGUCAUCGAGCCCGUAUUCCGUCAACUGUCGCAAUAGAUGUCGUAAAGGAAGAUACGAGGGAAAACAGGACUUAUAUUCUCAAUAUGAAAGACGGGAUGUUCAUCCAAACGAUAUCUCGAAGCCAGGCGAACAUUGAAUUACGAUAUUUUGCGCAUCGUCACAUGACUAGGUUAUUGAUAUGCGAGAUCUCGCUCGAGAGAACUGGGGGAUUCUUAGGUGACGUAAUUGUUCGAUUACUCCAGAAUCGUGGUAAUACAAGUGCCGACAUUGCCUUCCUCGAUGAAGAAAUCUUGGAAAAUAACACCAGAUAUGCUUAUGGGGAGAUAAACGAGCCAGAGACCAACACCAGCGCAAAAGUACCUAUACACCACUACUCGUCAGACGUCCCAAAUACUUUGACCUUGACCUCUGGGGAUAAAAACAAGAAGUGGUAUUUCAUGACGUCAUUGAGUAUUGAUAAACUCGAUGCACUGACCUCAUAUCAAAAUGGAAUGCAAAGUGUUAAAACCUUGACAACAUCGCAUCAACAGGCGUGGAAUACGUUGUGGGAGAGUGGCAGUAUUCAUGUAGAAGGGAAUAGAGAGACAGAGCAGACAAUAAACGCAUGCCUCUACCAUAUCUGGUCAUCGAUGCCAUCACACAGAGACCAUGUGAACCCAUUCAUUGGUCUUUCUCCAGGUGGUCUAUCAAGGGGAGGCAAGAUUCGACCAGACAAGAAAGGAGGGCCGUAUAAUGACUAUGCUGGUCAUGUGUUCUGGGAUAUGGAUACGUGGAUCAUGCCACCUAUAAUGCUUUUACAUCCGGGUAUGGGGAGACUAAUGAUUGAGUCGCGCAUGCGCGUGAUGGACACCGUCAAAAGACAUGCUGCGCUGGGCGGGGAUGAUGGAAU
Molecule: messenger RNA, 1172 nt
Organism: Owenia fusiformis
Lineage: Eukaryota; Metazoa; Annelida; Polychaeta; Sabellida; Oweniidae
Source: the annotation of a GenBank genome assembly